AUGACAGGACUUUUGUGUCUCAUUGCUCCAUCCAAUGUACCCACAGUUAAUCUGACAAGUCGCACUGAGAAUCAGUUGACUUUAGAGUGGAGUAAAGUGAACAACAACAGUGAUUACAAUUAUAUACUGAGAUACAGCAAUGGAACAGAGACAAACAUCCCUGUAUCACAGGACAGUGAUGUAGUCCCACAUACUGUACCAUCUCUGUCUUCUGGGACAAAAUACUUCUUCACUCUGUACACUGCAUUUGAAGGAGUGAGAAGCAGUGGAUACAACUUCUCUGAGGUCACUACCCCAUCCAAUGUUCUCACAGUUAAUCUAACCAGCCGCACUGAGAAUCAGUUGACUUUAGAGUGGACCAAAGUGAACAACAACAGUAAUUACACUUACAUAUUGAGAUACAGCAAUGGAAAUGAGACACCCAUCACUGAGUCAGAUUCAGGAGAUGUAGUCCCAUAUACUGUAUCAUCUCUGUCGUCUGGGACAAAAUACUCUUUCACUCUGUACACUGUGUUUGAAGAAGUGAGAAGCAGUGGAUACAACUUCUCUCAGGUCACCACUCCGUCUAAUAUACUAGCGGUUAAUCUGACAAGCCGCAAUGAGAAUCAAUUGACUUUGGAGUGGACCAAAGUCAACAACAACAGUAAUUACAAUUAUAUACUGAGAUACAGCAAUGGAGCAGAGACAAACAUCACUGUAUCUCAGGACAGUGAUGUAGUGACACAUAACAUAUCACUUCUGUCUUCUGGCACAAAGUACUUCUUCACUCUGUACACUGUGUUUGAAGGAGUUAGAAGCAGUGGAUACAACUUCUCUCAGGUCACCACUCCGUCCAAUGUACUCACAGUUAAUCUGACAAGCCGCACUGAGAAUCAGUUGACUUUGGAGUGGGGCAAAGUGAACAACAACAGUGAUUACAAUUACACACUGAGAUACAGCAAUGGAACAGAGACAAACAUCACUGUAUCUCAGUACAGUGAUGUAGUGACACAUAACGUCUCACUUCUGUCUUCUGGCACAAAGUACUUCUUCACUCUGUACACUGUGUUUGAAGGAGUGAGAAGCAGUGGAUACAGUUUCUCUGAGGUCACCACCCCAUCCAAUAUACUCACAGUUAAUCUGACAAGCCGCACUGAGAAUCAGUUGACUUUGGAGUGGACCAAAGUCAAAAACAACAGUAAUUACAAUUACACACUGAGAUACAACAAUAGGACAGAGACAAACAUCAUUGUAUCACAGGACAGUGAUGUGGUGACACAUAAUAUAUCAUCUCUGUCUUCUGGCACAAAGUACUUCUUCACUCUGUACACUGUGUUUGAAGGAGUGAGAAGCAGUGGAUACAACUUCUCUCAGGUCACCACUCCGUCUAAUAUACAAGCGGUUUAUCUGACAACCCGCACUGAGAAUCAGUUGACUUUGGAGUGGACCAAAGUGAACAACAGCAGUGAUUACAAUUACACACUGAGAUACAACAAUAGGACAGAGACAAACAUCACUGUAUCACAGGACAGUGAUGUAGUGACACAUAGCGUAUCACUUCUGUCUUCUGGCACAAAGUACUUCUUCACUCUGUACACUGUGUUUGAAGGAGUGAGAAGCAGUGGAUACAACUUCUCUCAGGUCACCACUCCAUCCAAUGUACUCACAGUUAAUCUGACAAGCCGCACAGAGAAUCAGUUGACUUUGGAGUGGACCAAAGUCAACAACAACAGUAAUUACAAUUACACACUGAGAUACAACAAUAGGACAGAGACAAACAUCACUGUAUCUCAGGACAGUAAUGUAGUGACACAUGACGUAUCAUCUCUGUUUUCUGGCACAAAAUAUUCUUUCACUCUGUACACUGUGUUUGAAGGAGUGAGAAGCAGUGGAUACAACUUCUCUCAGGUCACCACCCCAUCCAAGGUACUCACAGUUAAUCUGAUCAACCGUACUGUGAAUCAGUUGAUUUUAGAGUGGAGCAAAGUGAACAACAACAGUGAUUACAAUUACACACUGAGAUACAAAAAUGGGACGGAGACAAACAUCACUGCAUCUCCGGACAGUGAUGUAGUGACACAUAACGUAUCAUCUCUGUCUUCUGGCACAAAGUACUUCUUCACUCUGUACACUGUGUUUGAAGGAGUGAGAAGCAGUGGAUACAACUUCUCUCAGGUCACCAAUGGAACAGAGACAAACAUCACUGAGUCAGAUACCAAUCAAGUACUCACACAUACUGUACCAUCUCUGUCUUCUGGGACAAAAUACUCUUUCACUCUGUACACUGUGUUUGAAGGAGUGAGAAGCAGUGGAUACAACUUCUCUCAGGUCACCAGUGAGUACCACUGCCCAACUCCGUCUAAUAUACAAGCGGUUUAUCUGACAACCCGCAAUGAGAAUCAGUUGACUUUGGAGUGGACCAAAGUCAACAACAACAGUAAUUACAAUUAUAUACUGAGAUACAGCAAUGGAACAGAGACAAACAUCACUGUAUCACAGGACAGAGAUGUUGUGACACAUAACGUAUCACUUCUGUCUUCUGGCACAAAGUACUUCUUCACUCUGUACACUGUGUUUGAAGGAGUGAGAAGCAGUGGAUACAACUUCUCUCAGGUCACCACUCCAUCCAAUGUACUCACAGUUAAUCUGACAAGCCGCACAGAGAAUCAGUUGACUUUGGAGUGGACCAAAGUCAACAACAACAGUAAUUACAAUUACACACUGAGAUACAACAAUAGGACAGAGACAAACAUCACUGUAUCUCAGGACAGUAAUGUAGUGACACAUGACGUAUCAUCUCUGUUUUCUGGCACAAAAUAUUCUUUCACUCUGUACACUGUGUUUGAAGGAGUGAGAAGCAGUGGAUACAACUUCUCUCAGGUCACCACUCCGUCCAGUAUAAUCUCAAUUAAUCUGAAAAGCCGCAAUGAGAAUCAGUUGACCUUAGAGUGGACCAAAGUCAAUAACAACAGUAAUUACACUUACACACUGAGAUACAACAAUAGGACAGAGACAAACAUCACUGCAUCUCAGGACAGUGAUGUAGUGACACAUAACGUAUCAUCUCUGUCUUCUGGGACAAAGUACUUCUUCACUCUGUUCACUGUGUUUGAAGGAGUGAGAAGCAGUGGAUACAACUUCUCUCAGGUCACCAUUCCGUCCAAUGUACUCACAGUUAAUCUGACAAGCCGCGCUGAGAAUCAGUUGACUUUGGAGUGGACCAAAGUCAACAACAACAGUGAUUACAAUUACACACUGAGAUACAACAAUAGGACAGAGACAAACAUCACUGUAUCUCAGGACAGUGAUGUAGUGACACAUAACGUCUCUCUUCUGUCUUCUGGCACAAAGUACUUCUUCACUCUGUACACUGUGUUUGAAGGAGUGAGAAGCAGCGGAUACAACUUCUCUCAGGUCACCAUUCCGUCCAAUGUACUCACAGUUAAUCUGACCAGCCGCACUGAGAAUCAGUUGAAUUUAAAGUGGGAUAAAGUCAAGAACAACAAUAACUACACUUACACACUGAGAUACAGCAAUGGAACAGAGACAAACAUCACUGUAUCACAGGACAGUGAUGUAGUGACACAUGACGUAUCAUCUCUGUCUUCUGGGACAAAAUACGUCUUCACUCUGUACACUGUGUUUGAAGGAGUGAGAAGCAGUGGAUACAGCUUCUUUGAGGUCACCACUCCGUCCAAUGUACUCACGGUUAAUCUGACCAGCCGCACUGAGAAUCAGUUGACUUUGAGGUGGGAUAAAGUCAAGAACAACAAUAAUUACAGUUACAUACUGAGAUACAGCAAUGGAACAGAGACAAACAUCACUGAGUCAGAUACCAAUCAAGUAGUCACACAUACUGUACCAUCUCUGUCAUCUGGGACAAAACACUCUUUCAUUCUGUACACUGUGUUUGAAGGAGUGAGAAGCAGUGGAUACAACUUCUCUGAGGUCACCACCCCAUCCAAUGUACUCUCAGUUAAUCUGACCAGCCGCACUGAGACAGAGUUGACUUUAAAGUGGGAUAAAGUCAACAACAACAGUGAUUACAGUUACAUACUGAGAUACAGCGAUGAAACAGAGACAAACAUCACUGAGUCAGAUACCAAUCAAAUAGUCACACAUGACAUAUCCUCUCUGUCCUCUGGGACAAAAUACUCCUUCACUCUGUAUACUGUGCUUGAAGGAGUGAGAAGCAGUGGAUACAACUUCUCUGAGGUCACCAAUACCAAUCAACUAGUCACACAUACUGUACCAUCUCUGUCCUCUGGGACAAAAUAUUCUUUCACUCUGUACACUGUGUUUGAAGGAGUGAGAAGCAAUGGAUACAACUUCUCUGAGGUCACCACUCCUUCCAAUUUAGACCAUGUUACUGUGACACACCGCAAUGAGACUGCAUUAACACUGCAGUGGAACAAAGUGAACAAAAACAAUAAAUACAGUUACAAUCUGACAUACAACAGUGGACCAGAAAUACCCAUCUCUGCAUCAGAGGGAAGUGAUAUAGUCACAUUCACAGUCUCAUCUCUGUCUCCUGCGACUGAAUACACUCUCACUCUCUACACUGUGUUUGAAGGAGUCAAGAGCACCUUCGACUGCACCAUUUCGAACUGGAGAGUCACCAACCAAACCAUUAAUGCUCAGAUCCAGGGACUUUUCACCACAGCCACGGCAAUCAACGGCAAUGACAGCAGUCCUGUAGAUGGCAGUGUGGAUAACGGAGCAGUAUCAUUUUCUGAUCUUUCUCCAGGCUCUACAUACACUGUGUCUCUCCAGUAUCAGUCCCUUCUGCAGUGCACACACACUGUGACUUUAGUGCCAGGACUUGUGACUGGUCUACGCUGUGAGUAUUCGUCUGGUGGUUAUGCCCUGGCUCUGGUCUGGGGUGAUCCAGUUGGAAAGCGGACUGGGGUGCAGGUGAACAUGAGUGGGAAAAGCUUUACUGAAAAUGGGAAUCGUCUGGAGAUACCGGGGCAACAGCCUGCCCAGUGGUACCAUUUGACUGUGACAUCACUGUCUGGAGAGAUGAGAAGUGAAUCUGUUUCAAUCAGCUGUCAGACUGAUCCAAGAGGAGUCAUUGCAGGGUCUGUUAUCGGUGUUCUGCUCAUCAUUGUCUUAGUCUGUCUCGGUUUAUUCAUCUGCCGCAGGCACCCGGAGAUAAUUGGUAGCUCCAAACUCCCCCAUGUGUUUACGGACACGAAAAAAACAUCUGUCGACAAAUUUAAGGCUGCCAUUCCAUUGAAGAAGUUUCCGGAUCACUUUAAGGCAAUGAGUGCAGACGAGAACAGAGGCUUCAGUGAGGAAUACGAGGACUUAGGUCCAGUUGGGACAGAACAGGCCCGGAGAGUGGCACUGAUGCCUGAGAACAAGAGCAAGAACCGAUUCACUAAUGUGCUGCCCUAUGACUGGUCUCGGGUGAGACUAAGUGCACAGGGCCCUGGAAACUCAGACUACAUCAAUGCAAACUAUAUGCCUGGAUAUGGUAGCAAUAGCAGACAGUACAUUGCUAGCCAGGGCCCACUGCCCUCUACAGUCAAUGAUUUCUGGAGAAUGAUCUGGGAGCAGAAGGUUCAGGGUAUCGUCAUGGUAACCAACUGCACGGAAGGAGGAAGGAUCAAAUGUGAGCAGUACUGGCCUCUGGACUACACGCCCUGCACGUACGGUCAUGUGACUGUCACUGUCCAAUCAGAGCAGAGGGACGUCGACUGGACGCUGCGGGAAUUUAAGGUCAAAAAUACGACCUCCUCGUCCGAGGAGCGGACAGUUAGGCAUUUCCAUUUCACCGCCUGGCCCGACCACGGUGUUCCUGCAGGAACGGAGGCGCUGAUCCAGUUCCGUGCCCUUGUACGGCAGCACAUUGAGACGUGUGGUUCUAGUGCGCCCACUGUGGUUCACUGCAGUGCUGGAGUGGGCAGGACAGGCACGCUGAUUGCCCUGGACGUCUUACUCCAGCAGCUGGACAGAGACCGGGCAGUGGGUAUCGCCAGCUUCGUCUAUCGCAUGAGGAUGAGCCGACCACUCAUGGUGCAGACAGAGUCCCAGUACGUGUUUCUGCACCAGUGUAUCAUGGACUGUCUACAGCCCAAAGAGAAGAUUCCAGAAGAGGCCAUCUAUGAAAACUCAGACAUGAUUUAUGCCAACGCUAUGGCUUUGAAAGAAUACAACUCAGGCACAAAGGCUUAAGCACCAAUACAGACUCUCACAAAGACCUGGACUUCUGCACCUCUUCGAACUUUUCUUAACACUCUGUGGUCCUCGAUUUCAAUUCGAAGCACUUUCAAGCAAACGACCGGACCGAAACAUUUAACUUUUAAUUUUGUAUUUCGUUAUUGCAAAGAUCUGCCUUACCAUAAACUGCCUUUUUGUAAAAUUGUCAGAACUGGCUCUUUCAAAAUGUCAAUAUUUAACUUCUUUUUUUCUUGUACGAAAUUAGAUUUUUAUGAGGAAGCUUACUGAAUGGUUGUAAUGAAUGCCAGAUGACUGAGACAGUAAUGAUUUUCUGUAGCUCAGAUGUAAUUUCAGGAUGAUGACCAGAAGGGCUCUACAAAAAAAAAAAAAAAAUCUAAUUUCUCCAUACAGAUUAUUUUGAGUUAUAUUGUGCUCAGUGAGGAAAAGAAAAAGGAAACUGUACAUGACGCCACAAAUCUCUGUUAUCACAGAAGGGUUAAGGAUGUGAUGGAUCUGAGAACCCAGCUAACUGUAAGACUAGUUUUUUUUGCACUCCAUUCUGGCGUUGUGUUUUGCAUCCUGAUAGGAAAACCAGCCUACUUCAUUCAUUGAUCAUUUAAGAUGAGAAUCACACCUAGCUGCACUUUUGUUCAGAAUGCUCGCUGUCUUCAUAUGACACUGCCGCCAGAGACCACAAUGACCUGGUUCCUCAGAGAUGUGUUUUCUUAUGUUUAUCUUUUAUAUUACAAAUUUUAUUGGAAGAGAUGUACAU
Messenger RNA from Chanos chanos (milkfish), 6916 nucleotides. RefSeq names its product receptor-type tyrosine-protein phosphatase eta. Gene Ontology annotation, molecular function: protein tyrosine phosphatase activity; protein binding. The transcript is spliced from 32 exons. Lineage: Eukaryota; Metazoa; Chordata; Actinopteri; Gonorynchiformes; Chanidae. Gene Ontology annotation, cellular component: signaling receptor complex. Gene Ontology annotation, biological process: peptidyl-tyrosine dephosphorylation involved in inactivation of protein kinase activity. The coding region runs from base 1 to 6159 and encodes 2052 amino acids. The record is from RefSeq and is a predicted model, not a curated record.